AUGAGCCAUCAUUCAAAUAGUGACGAUGAUGAUGACGAUUUUGGGAAUUUUUCAGACGCCUCAUUUGAAUCUGAAGAUACUACGACACAAUUGACAGAAACUUUGGUUAAUUCUGCAUUAGAUAAAUUGUUUGGAAAUGAAUCAUUCCAUUAUAAAAUAGAUCCUCAAAAUAAUGACGAUAAUCCUAAUAAAAUUUUGGCAGGUCUGCUGGCGGACGAACGACCAAAUGUAAUUUAUAAUCAGUUAGUUGAUAGUGAUAAUCGUGAUAUUCCUGCAUUUAUAUGGAAUCGAUCAAAUCUAAGGUCUACUUUAUUGCAUAUUUUACGAUUAAAGGAUCCCCAAACUGCAUUAGACACUAAGAAUACUGAGCGUAUUGAUAGUCAAGAAAAACAUUUGUCAGCUGUCACAAUGGAUGAUUCAUUAUAUGUUAAAGUGAUGGAUUUAGUGAAGGAUAUAGAGAAACCUUUGAAGGAUAAUACAUUGAUAUUAAGAGAACAAUUUGAUUUAGCAUAUAUGCCUCCAUUGACUCAGCCAUCAUUGGCUGCUGAUUUGAACCGUGAAUUAAAAGAAAGGAUACCAUCAUUACUUGGUGAGACCAAUAAUAAUGAGGAAUAUCAUGAUAUGUUAUGUAAUGCAAUAGAUUUAUUGAUUUUGGAAUUACGAUCAUUGUAUGAAAGACAAUUAGAAUUGGAAGCGGAUAAACAAACGUAUGAGCGAGUUAUUACAAAUUUAUCAGGUCAUACGCAACGACUCCAAAGAGAUGAAAUUGCAAUGUUUAAUAAAAAAAAGACACAAUACAAGAGGUGGCAUCGUUUCUCCUGGGGUGGCAAAUAA
This is a messenger RNA of Maudiozyma saulgeensis, 834 nucleotides long. Lineage: Eukaryota; Fungi; Ascomycota; Saccharomycetes; Saccharomycetales; Saccharomycetaceae. The record is from the annotation of a GenBank genome assembly.